Molecule: messenger RNA, 1768 nt
Organism: Sceloporus undulatus (fence lizard)
Lineage: Eukaryota; Metazoa; Chordata; Lepidosauria; Squamata; Phrynosomatidae
Gene: ASB11
Product: ankyrin repeat and SOCS box containing 11
Exons: 7
Coding region: 1-969 (322 amino acids)
Biological process (GO): intracellular signal transduction; positive regulation of protein catabolic process; protein ubiquitination
Molecular function (GO): protein binding
Source: RefSeq, a predicted model, not a curated record
AUGGAGGGCAGUACGAUACUCUAUGCUUUCAAUAACAUUUAUUUUGCCAUUUUUGCUUUGUUUUGUUUCAAACUCUUAAUCAAAAUCUCUUUGGCAUUACUAACCCAUUUCUAUAUUGUGAAAGGGAACAGGAAAGAGGCUGCCAGGAUAGCUGAAGAAAUCUAUGGAAUAGCCCCAGGCUCAUGGGCAGAUAGAUCUCCACUUCAUGAAGCUGCAUUUCAAGGGCGCCUACUGUCUUUGAAAACCUUGAUAGCACAGGGAUUCAAUGUGAACAUUGUUACAAUAGACCGUGUUUCUGCCCUACAUGAGGCAUGCCUGGGUGGCCAUGUUGCUUGUGCAAAAGUGUUACUGGAACAUGGAGCUCAUGUGAAUGCAGCCACCAUAGAUGGGAUCACACCUCUGUUUAAUGCUUGCUGCAGUGGCAGUGCGGCUUGUGUCAACAUGUUGCUUGAAUAUGGUGCCAGGCCACAGCUGGAGAAUCACUUCACUUCACCAAUCCAUGAAUCUAUCAAAAGAGGCCACAGAGAGUGUAUGGAGAUCCUUUUAGACAAUAAUGUAGAUAUGGACCAAGAACAUCCACAGCACGGAACACCACUUUACGUGGCCUGUGUGCAUCAGAGGACAGAUUGUGUCAAGAAACUUUUGGAACUAGGAGCUAGUGUUGACCUGGGUAAGCGGCUGGAUACCCCACUUCAUGCAGCAGCUAGAAAAUCUAGUGUGGAAAUCAUCAACUUGUUAACAGACUAUGGGGCCAACUUGAAGUGCAGAAAUUCUGAAUAUAAAUGUGCCCUUGAUCUUGCUGCACCAAAUAGUUCUGUUGAACGAGCACUGUUGCUUCGAGAAGGCCCUCCUCGACUUGUCCAACUCUGCCGACUGUGUAUCCGAAAGUGCUUGGGACGAUCGUGUCUUUAUGUAGUCAACAAGCUACAUCUUCCUGAACGACUUGAAGAUUUUCUUUUGUUCCGAUAGCUUUAUAAUUGUUUUAGUUUGUGUGUGUGUAUGUGUCUUCAAGUCAACUGUCAACGUAUGGCAACCCCGUGAAUGUCAUAAGGUUUUCUUGGGCAAGGAAUACUCAAAGGUGGGUUUGCCAUUUCGUUCCUCUACAGUAUAGCCUAGAGCACCUGGUAUUCCUUGGUGAUCUCCCACCCAAGAAGUAACUAGAGCUGACCCUGUUUAGCAUACAAGAUCAGAUGGGAUUGGGUACCUUUAGGGUAUUUAGACUGCUAUAAAUUGUUUGUAGUCUGACCAAAAAGGAAAAGAGAAAGUUGAAAAAUGGCAGGAAGAUUGUUUACUUUUAAAAUAUUAAAGAUGAAAAUCAGCAAAAAACAAAGGCAUCAAUUACUCUUUACCCUGUGUUUAUUGCUAUUAAUAAGCAAAACUGAAGGUGACAAGUGAAUUAUUUUAUGCCAAAAGCCCUUUCUAUGGGCUGCUGAAGAUCUCCAUCGUUUAAUACUUUGUCCUGAACCAAGCCAGCUUCCUUCAGUAAUUACAACAAAAUAGAUAUUAUUUUUCAUGCCUUACACUACCCACAGGGAAAAGUUGGCUACACUGAUUAUGCAUAUUUAUCGGGUAGCAACCAAAGUCAUAAUUCAGGUAAAAGUUUAUGUCAAAUUAAAUACUACAAACAGGAAAAUGUAAUUGCAAUUAAUGCUAAUAUCUGUGGUGACUGAGACAUAUUACUGUAACACUAUCCUGUAGCAUCUAGAAAUUUAAAACCUCUACAGCCUUUUUAAUGCCACAUAUGGUUAUUAGACAUGUAUUUUCUUAG